UAAAUAUAAAUCAACAGUGAGGUUGUGUGAGGUUAUAAGCGAAUUUAAAAAUCAAUCUAACAUUUCAUUUUUAGGUUUAUUUGAAGCACUUACCAGCAAAAAAAAAAUAAACAAUUAAAAAUGAGUAGUUCAAAAUAUCGUGAUCAUAAUAAAUCUCGGGAUUCAAAAAAACGUUACUCUAGUGAUCAGCUGUCUAGCCAUUCAGAAAGUAAACGUCACAAAAAUGAUUAUGACAGCAAUAAAUCUGAAAAAUUAAAAAAUGAGGAAGACUAUAUAAAAUUACAGUCAAGUAAUGAAGAUAAUGAUAGUUUUUCAUUUUGUAAUUAUAAAUAUGAAUUAAAUAAAGUAUUUACUGCUCAUAAUAAGUUGGUACAAGAUACUGAAGAUUUUUGGAGUUUCGUUAAAAAAUACGAAGCAAUUGAAACAAAACUAGGAAAUAAAAAUAGCAGCGAUCCACCAAAAAUAGAAUUAAAUUCGUUUGGUGUACCUGCACACUAUCAUAAAAAUCACUGCAUUAAUAUCAGAAUAAAUAUUAAAUUCGGAGAACUAUUUGUACGAGUGCCUCAAAUCAAAGAGCUGAAUAAUAAUCGAUUACUUAAGUUUAAAGAUAUUAUUUUACUGUAUCUGAAUUUUAAACAAAAAGAAAAAUUUAAUAAGUUAAAAAAGUUACGAGAGACUCAAAAAAACUUACCAGUAGCCAACUAUAGAGAUGAAAUAGUAACCGCUGUCAAGGAAGAAAAAGUUGUAAUAAUUGCUGGUGACACAGGAUGUGGUAAAUCAACUCAAGUACCACAAUAUUUAUAUUCAGCGGGUUUUAAUAACAUUGCAUGUACGGAACCUCGACGAAUUGCAUGUAUAUCACUCGCAAAACGUGUUGCCUUCGAAGCAUUGACUGAGAAUUCCAAUGAAGUCGGGUAUCAGAUACGUUUCGAAAAACAAAAAAACCAGCAUACUAAAAUUUUAUUUAUCACUGAAGGAUUAUUAUUGAGGCAGGUUUCCGAAGAAACUGGUCUUACGCAGUACGACGUAGUGGUUCUUGAUGAAGUUCAUGAGCGGCAUUUGCAUGGAGAUUUUUUGUUAGGAAUUAUGAAAUGUCUAAUACAUCAACGCCCGGACUUGAAAUUAGUUCUGAUGUCUGCGACUAUUAAUAUACAAUUAUUUAGUAAUUAUUUUGCUAAUGAAGAUGUUAAAGUUAUUCAAGUACCAGGCAGACUUUAUUCCAUUCAAUUAUUGUACCGGCCCAUUGGUAUUGAGGAUGUUAAAUCUAAACGUGAACGAUUCAAUCCUAGUCCUUACGUGCAAAUCAUGCAGAUGAUUGAUCAAAAAUAUCCAAGUACAGAAAAAGGUGAUUUAUUAAUUUUUCUCAGUGGUAUGAGUGAAAUAACAACGGUAGUCGAGGCUGCUAAAGAAUACAGUCAAAAGAAAAAUAAUUGGAUCAUUUUACCUCUGCACAGUAGUCUAUCGCUCGCCGAACAAGAUAAGGUAUUUGAUUAUCCUCCAGACGGUGUACGUAAAUGUAUAAUUUCUACAAACAUUGCUGAGACGUCGAUAACAAUUGAUGGUAUUAGAUUUGUCGCUGACAGUGGAAAGGUAAAAGAAAUGAGUUACGAUCCUACCUGUAAAAUGCAGCGGCUCAAAGAGUUUUGGAUAAGCAAAGCAAGCGCUGAGCAACGGAAAGGUCGUGCUGGUAGAACUGGCCCAGGAGUUUGUUAUAGAGUUUAUUCUGAAGAAGAGUACACGGCGUUAGAAAAGUACUCAGUACCUGAAAUUCAAAGAGUUCCGCUUGAUUCUUUAUUAUUACAGAUGAUAGCAAUGGGUUUGCCAGAUGCAAGGAAAUUUCCGUUCAUUGAACCACCACCGUCACAAAGUAUUGAAAAUUCAAUUUUGUCGUUAAAAGAACACGGCGCUCUUAUGGAGAAAGAAAAACUUACAUGUGUUGGUAAAACACUGUCCAAACUUCCUGUUGACAUUACCAUGGGAAAAAUGUUGAUAAUGGGGUCUAUUUUUGAUCAAGUCGAACCUGUAUUAUCACUUGCUGCAGCUUUGAGUACCCAAAAUCCGUUUACUAAUCGUGCUUACAAAGACACUGAAUGUGAAGCAUCAAGAAAGAAGAUCGAAUCUGAUCAUGGUGAUCCAAUUACGCUGCUCAACGCAUUUCGUGAAUGGUUGGAAAUAAAACAGGAAAGUAGUCAUGAGUCUAGAGGUGGUGGAAAUAAUAGUCGUAAGUGGUGCAAAAGACGAGGACUCGAGGAGCAAAGAUUUUAUGAAAUGAUUAAAUUACGCUCUCAGUUUAAAGAUUUGUUAAAUGACUGUAAUUUACUUAAAAAAUUUCCGGAAAUAAUUUCGUCGAUGUCGAGUACAGAAAGAACGAUGCGACAUAGAGAAAUAAAGAUUUUGAAGUCAUUAAAAAAGACUUAUAAAGAAACGGCGCCCAGAAAACGCAAACAACUUAAAGUUGAUCAAUUUAAUUUACAAUUGGAGGAUAAUAAUGAGGACGACGAUGGAAUUGAUAUUAAAGAUGUUGAAUUUCGUAUGAAAAAUGAUUACUCACAAGUACAAAAUUUACUCAACGCUAGUUCAGCUUGCAGUUAUAAAGAUUUGACAAUGUUGAAAAUAAUUUUAUGCAGUGGGUUGUAUCCGCAAUUCGCUGUUGGUGAUGAAUUCAAUUACUGUAAAUCUAUGAAUGAACAAUUAUUUCACACGAAAGCUAAACCAUUCGUAGCACUUCAUCCGAUGAGUUUUUUUGGAAAUCAUCCACAAUUAUUGCAAUUAGAAGAGCCAGAUAUUGUUAAUAUACCUGGUUUCAAAUCUAAGACACCGUUAAGUCCAAAACACCAAUUACUUACUUACGUAUCACUUUUAGAAACAACAAAACCUUACCUUGUGAAUACCUUGAGGAUGCCAGCCGCUCAAACUUUACUACUUUUCGCUCAAGAAAUUGAUACGAAUUCUAUAUUUUCCUUAAUUAUUUGUGAUUGUUGGCUACUAUUUGAAUUUCCAAUACCAGACAGUGGACAAAAUUUACUAAUAAGAGCCACGAAAAUCAGACAAAAGUGGGAUUAUCUCUUGACAAAACGAUUGGAAAAAUCGUCUAUAACUGUGAAGAAGAAUGACGAUGAAGAUACAGAAGAAGAUACGCGUCAAAUAGAAAUAGAAUUAUCACGUGAAAUAAUUGAAUUUAUGCACACGACUGUGCCUUACACGGUUAAAAGAUUAUUAGCUGCCGAUUUAAAGACGCUUUAUGUUGGUAGAGGUGAAAAUGAUAAAAUAGUUGAGCCUAAUCCAUUCCAAGAUGAUUUCCCCUGUGUUUUGAAUCCAUCUAAAGGCGGAGUUAAACUUACAAAUAAUAUUACCUAUAAUUGUCUGAUGGAAAAUGAAUGGAGUGAUAAAUUAGCUGUCGAGAUGCUAGACAUGCCUUGGAAGUGUCCUCAUUGUGAGAUUGAAAUUAUUUUUUCUAGCAUUGAAAAAUUACAACAUCAAAAAAUAUGUAAACAAUCAAACAAAAGUGAAAAAAUUACUGAUACAAGAACACCUGUGGUUAAAAAAUCCAACUGUAAAACUUACGAAUGUUCUGUGUGUGAAAAAACUUUUCAUCUUACACCCGUAGAAAUAUUAAAACAUAAAAAAAAACAUGUUACUGUACAAUAAAAUAAUGGGUGGAAUGGCUAAUUUGUAUAU
Molecule: messenger RNA, 3678 nt
Organism: Cotesia glomerata
Lineage: Eukaryota; Metazoa; Arthropoda; Insecta; Hymenoptera; Braconidae
Product: probable ATP-dependent RNA helicase DHX34
Exons: 2
Coding region: 121-3648 (1175 amino acids)
Biological process (GO): nuclear-transcribed mRNA catabolic process, nonsense-mediated decay
Cellular component (GO): intracellular anatomical structure
Molecular function (GO): RNA binding; ATP binding
Source: RefSeq, a predicted model, not a curated record